UCGUUCCCCGUCAAACACAUUGACAACAGAAAAGACCAGAGUAACCCGCGCUAAGGACAGCUCAAACAACGUCUGCUUGCUCGUCAAAAUGGCCGCCUCGUGCGCGCUUAGUCUACUUAUGCUUGGGUGCUUUGGAGAAAUUGUAUAAUAUAAACUAUAUAGACCGGGUCAGGUCAAAAGCAGUCAGACGGAACAAACGUGCCGUGUCUGAAGUGACAUCACAGGUUCCGUUAGAUCGCAUGCAUAUUUCUGUGCUGCAAGCCUGGUCCCAAAGACUUGACCUUUCUCCCAAAACUGUCGAGGACGUCAAACCGCGGGGACGAAAACUUCUUUCACAUCUCUCACACUCGGACAACCAUGGAAUACUCUAUAGUACUUGGUGUUUUUCUAGGAGCUGUUUUUCUGACAGUGGUUUCAUCACUGGAGUGCUACGAGUGCUUCUCUUACGAAAGCGAGGCGGACUGUCAAUCUAUGUACAAACUGAAGCUUCGAACAUGCGCAUCUGAGGACCAGGACGUGUGCAUGAGAGUGGCAAUGAAUGUCAGCAUUGUGCAGAAAAUGGGGGAACAGUAUCAGCGCAAUUGGGUCCCGGGGUUCGCGCGGUACUGUGGCAAGAAGUUUGAGUGCAAUCAGAAUGAUGCUUGUAGGUUUCCCUGGAAAACUCAACACGCAGUCUACAUCAAGGAUUGUAAGCCACUAUGCUGCUCUGCAAACCUGCAAGACAAGUGCCACGCGAGACCUUAUUGGCCGGGCGGUGACUUGCCAUCUUAUGGCGGGAACUCAUCUGAUACCCAGUCCCCGCAAGCAGGGGCUCGAGCGGGGUCGUACUCUCUCACACAGGCCUACCAUGGACCCUUGGUGAUCGCAGUCACCCUAGUGAGUUAUAUAGUCUUGUUGGGUUCGCCUUUAGGUAAUUUAUAGGAAAUUAGUCUUCAUCCGCGCCUCCAUAAAAGUUCUACGGACUCUUGGUGAACGCGGUCACCAUAUCAAAUCUAGAAUUAGGUUAUAAUUAGGUAUGUUAUGGAAUGGAAUUUAUAGCAUUAUCGUUUGAGUUGCAAGUCGCAAAUCCAUUCCAUCCAUUAACCAUCAAUUCCGGUGUGUUAUGCAAACAACGCUACACUUUUCAAUGCGCUAUUAAGGUCACGACGAAUCCUAGCCACCCACGCAUGCGUUUUUGGCAGGUCGCACGGGGGAUAGGGAUGCGGGGGGGGGGGGGAGUAGUGAGCGACGCCUGCCUGAUAACGCCUUCGAUGGAGGCUAGAUGAAUCCCCACUUCUCUUUUUUCGUAAUAUCUCCCAGUUUCUCUAACUAAAUGUUUUUAAUGCUGAAUCGAGAUUUUUAAAAACAUGAAAUAGUAUGGAAUAAAAACAACGUAAAAUCUUCCUGAUUACCAAUAAAACAUAACCAUAAAAACCGCAUUAAAUAUAAAUGAACCAAUUCUCCGUAAAAAGAGAUUUUAUGCAAAGAAUCUAGUUGGUUUAUUUCAAGGUUUGAGUAAAGGUGCAGCGUGCUCUAGCCUCUAAACUCUUAAUCCAUUUCCAUCCGUUCGAUGUGCCCGUGCGAGAAGACUCCAAUGAAAAAAAUUGAGUUUGUAGUAUUAGUAUUUUGUGUAAGAUACUUUUUCAAAUCCGGGGCCAUUCCUUUUGCGUCACAUAUGUUAAGGAAUGCUCCGGAAUUUAUUGAUUGAAUAACUAUGAAUAUGUAUUGUGCCGUUUUAAACGAUUCGGUUUAGUACCACAGAAUUGUGUAGGCUCCGUGCAAGUCUGUGCCCCCCAUGAGUGCGAACUCGGGGUGUGGUAAUGAAAUAGGGAACCAAAUGUCAAAUAGGGGACCAAAUGUUAAAUAGGGAACCAAAUGUUAAAUAGGGAACCAAAUGUUAACAGCGUAAGAUCUUGCAUGUCACUGUUGACCCAUUGAAGCAUGCAAAUGCAAA
Molecule: messenger RNA, 1933 nt
Organism: Nematostella vectensis (starlet sea anemone)
Lineage: Eukaryota; Metazoa; Cnidaria; Anthozoa; Actiniaria; Edwardsiidae
Exons: 4
Coding region: 358-921 (187 amino acids)
Source: RefSeq, a predicted model, not a curated record